CGGUCCGAGCUGGUGGACGGGGAGCCCUGGGGUGGCGGCUGCAGUGGGAACCACCUUUCCCUCCUCCCCUCCGCAGAUCGCACCUGGGCGGAGCAAGCGAGUGGGGGAGCCCCGUGGAGCAGAGUUGAGCAGGGCGUGCAGGGCGAAGGGGUGUGGGCAUUGGGGGAGGGAAGGCCCCUCCCCCCGGGGCCCCGCGCGGAGGUGGACUGUCCACUUUGCAGCCCCUUCUGGGCAGAUCCUUUCGCUUGUUCCAGCCGCUUUAGCCAAUGCCGGAAGGCGAGGCUCUUUUCCCCCUUGCAACCCAGCCAUCUGAAUGGAAGAGCAGUAGCGGGAGGGAGCCUAGACUGCCAUUGCAAAAAAAAGGUGCAGCCCCCGGGGACCCCAUUUAUCCCGGUGGGGAGCACACCCGGCUGGGCUGCGUCAGGCCCGGACGCACCUCAUUUAACCCUUCUCUCUUCGGGUUGGCACACGCCCCUCCUAGCGGCGCCUGUGGCUGAGAGUCCGGCUCUCGAUUCCUACUGUACCGAUAAGAGGAGAAUUUGCAGGUUGCGUGGAUCUGGAGCCUGUAAAACCCUCUGGUCCUCCCUGUUCAAACCAACCACGUGCAGGCUUUUAGGAGCACAACCGUCUCUGCGGUUGCCUGGUGGAUAUCUCGGGCUCUCCUGUACCAACUGGGAGGAAGCUCAGCUCAACGCAGUUCCCUUUUGGGGGGGCCCACGCCUUGGCCAGACUCUCCCGCCAGAGACAUCGACUUGCAAAGGCUCCUGGGAGGAGUCCUGAGGUCGGUCCUCCCAUCUGGGGGCACCCCCGGAGCAAGGAGUUCCCUGCAGCCCAGCCUCAAGCCUCAGAGCCCCAAGGAGCACGACUGGGGAUUCCCUCUGAGCUGGCUCGGGGUGCAGCUCCUGAUUGGGGAGAGAGCGUUGGCUUCUUCUGAAUUACCUGGAUACCUGAGGUGUUUCAAAUGAAACUCGGAAGAAUUUAAAGCAAGAUGAAAGAUUCUCCAGCUUGGAAAUUGGUACUCAGCCUACAGUUUAGAGAUGUAUCCAAGCAAGGACAGGAAUAAUGAAGAGACACAUGUGCUAGCGGCAGCCUUUUGAACUACACAAGAAGGAAAUCAACGGUGUGGACAGAGCUGGAACCGUUGCCAUGCUUGUCUGUUGGAGUAAAUGAGGAAUGGGCUUGUGAUUAUGCGGACAUUCCAGCAUGAAUCUGGUAGACCUGUGGUUGACCCGUUCCCUCUCCAUGUGUCUCCUCCUACAAAGCUUUGUUCUUAUGAUACUGUGCUUUCAUUCUGCCAGUAUGUGUCCCAAGGGCUGUCUUUGUUCUUCCUCUGGGGGUUUGAAUGUCACCUGCAGCAAUGCAAAUCUCAAGGAAAUACCUAGAGAUCUUCCUCCUGAAACAGUCUUAUUGUAUCUGGACUCCAAUCAGAUCACAUCUAUUCCCAAUGAGAUUUUUAAGGACCUCCAUCAACUAAGAGUUCUCAACCUGUCCAAAAAUGGCAUUGAGUUUAUCGAUGAGCAUGCCUUCAAAGGAGUAGCUGAAACUUUGCAGACUCUGGACUUGUCUGACAACCGGAUUCAAAGUGUGCACAAAAAUGCCUUCAAUAACCUGAAGGCCAGGGCCAGAAUUGCCAACAACCCCUGGCACUGCGACUGUACUCUCCAGCAAGUUCUGAGGAGCAUGGCGUCCAAUCACGAGACAGCCCACAAUGUGAUCUGUAAGACUUCCGUGUUGGAUGAACACGCCGGGAGACCAUUUCUCAAUGCUGCCAAUGAUGCUGACCUUUGUAACCUCCCUAAAAAAACUACCGAUUAUGCCAUGCUGGUUACCAUGUUUGGCUGGUUCACCAUGGUGAUCUCAUAUGUGGUGUAUUACGUGAGGCAAAAUCAGGAGGAUGCCCGGAGACACCUUGAAUACUUGAAAUCCCUGCCAAGCAGGCAAAAGAAAGCGGAUGAACCCGAUGACAUUAGCACUGUGGUAUAGUGUCCAAACUGACUGGUGUUGAGAAAGAAAUUUGUGUGAAAUUGCAGUAGAAUACGUGGUUUACUUCUCCCACCCAUUGUAAACAUUUAAAACUUUGUAUCUCCAUUUCCUUUGAAUUAUGCCACUGUUGGUCUUUUAAUAGACAUGACAACACAUCAAAUGAUUUUAGUUUAGGUGAUCCACCCCUUAAUUGUACCCCCCGUGGUAUAUUCCCGAGUCAGCUACUAUCUGAAAUUAGUUAGCUCCAUCUCACUAUUUAAUAAUGAAAUUUAUUUUUUUAAUUUAAAACCAAAUAAAAGCUUAACUUUGAACCAU
Molecule: messenger RNA, 2298 nt
Organism: Myotis myotis
Lineage: Eukaryota; Metazoa; Chordata; Mammalia; Chiroptera; Vespertilionidae
Gene: LRRC3B
Product: leucine rich repeat containing 3B
Exons: 3
Coding region: 1204-1983 (259 amino acids)
Molecular function (GO): protein binding
Source: RefSeq, a predicted model, not a curated record